This is a messenger RNA of Pelagomonas calceolata, 1590 nucleotides long. The record is from the annotation of a GenBank genome assembly. NCBI's taxonomy places the organism in Eukaryota, Pelagophyceae, Pelagomonadales, Pelagomonadaceae.
AUGUCGCUAGCUAACAGCUUGCCGCUUUUGGAAUUACGCCUUCCGUCCGCCUUGUACUGCACCGGAACGUAUCAAAAAUCGUCCAAGGCAUCACUCAACCAAAUGCGCUUGCUUCGCUUCGUGCGCCGGCCCAAGGCCAGGGCAGCUGUGGCCGCCCCAGCUCAGCCUGCUCCACGUAGAAGCCGCCGCCGCGCCCUCCGCAAGUGGCUCGCGCCGCGCGUCUUCGUGCUGGCCGCGGCCGUCGCGCCCGUCAUUCCUAGGCUGCCUCAUUAUACGACGCCGGUCGUCGUCAUGCACGCCGCCGCCCCGCACGCGCCGAAACAGCUCCCGGGCGGCAUCGACGGCGAGACUCCGGAGGUGAUUUUCCUCGAGGCCGCCUCGAAACCGCGGCUCCUCGACCGCGCCACCGCCUCCCUAAAGAGGAGAACAAAGGCGCUUCCCGAGUUAUUCGGGCGCCAGGCGUCGAAGGCAAGACGAGUAGCAGCGCAAACGAUCGCCCCGCGCGACGACGAAUCCAAGGGACGGUCCUACUCCGGCGCGCCGUCCUUCGCGGCCACGGCGGCGGAGAAGGUCGGCCCCGCGGUCGUGCGCGUCGACGUCGAGCGCGCGGACGGCGUGCGCUACUCGCACGCGUCGGGCUUUUGUUACGAUUCGGCGAAGGCGCUGGUAUUGACGAACGCUCAUGUUGUGCAUGGUGCGACGCGCGUCUCGGUGGUGACGAGUACCGGUGAGCGGUAUCGGGGCACGGUGCUCGGCGCCGACGCCCAUACCGAUAUAGCGGUGCUGCGCAUGGACACUGCUGGACGGCGUGUCCCGCAGGCUCCCGUUGUGGAUCAAGACUCGUUGCUGAGGGUCGGGGACUGGGUGGUCGCGAUCGGGCACCCGAUCGGCCUGGACCACACCGUGACGCUAGGAAUUGUGUCUUCAUUAGGAAGGUCCUUGAGCGCGCCUCGGGACACGCAGCGUACUGACAACUCGCCGCGCUGGGCGGAUAGGGUCCGGUUCAUCCAGACCGACGCGGCGAUCAAUCCUGGGAAUUCGGGCGGGCCCUUAUUAGAUAGGAAGGGUAGGGUCGUGGGCAUCAACACGGCGACGGCGGCGCACGCCGACGGGAUUGGGUUCGCCGUGCCGGCGAGAAGGGCUUUAAGGGUAGCGGCCGACCUCGAGAAGGGUCAACAAGCGGCGCACGCGUAUCUCGGGCUCGAGCUGGCACCGCUGACGCCCGCCGCGCUCGAGCGUGUCGAGAGUGAGGACGAACCGGUCAGGUCGGGCGGGGCGUUGGUGCACCGCGUCGUGCCGGGCAGCCCGGCGGACGCGGCGGGUUUGGCUGUGGACGACGUCGUCGUCGCCGUCGGCGGCAAACCUGUCAGGGACGUCGCGGCCGUGCUCGCGGCGGUGGACGACGCGGAAGUCGGUGAGACGGUCCGCGUCACGGUGCGGCGACCCGCGGAGACGCUCGACAUCGAGGUCGUGGCGGCAGACCUCCAGACGCGGACGUUCGACGCGGACGCCGAGGCCGUGCCGCAGGCGUCCGAGUCCAAGGGCGGCGGCGCGGGCACGGGCGGCGGCGGCCCCCUCGUGGCGGGCGGG